Messenger RNA from Ostertagia ostertagi, 1008 nucleotides. Lineage: Eukaryota; Metazoa; Nematoda; Chromadorea; Rhabditida; Trichostrongylidae. The record is from the annotation of a GenBank genome assembly.
AUGGACUGCAAUUUUAUAGGUAUGCGUCCGUAUGUUCCUUCAGCAAGCCGAGAAGCCGCUAAACUUUACUGUUCAUUGCUAAAGGCUAGUAAACAGGGUGACAGAAUCGUGAAACCGCCUGAACGAUACAGUAGUAUGGACUGGUCGACAAAACAGCGUGCUCGAGACACAUCUCGGAGCCACGACAGAUAUCUUUAUGGUGACGCUGCUGUCGGCAUGAUCAGUAAAUCUCAAGCCAAAAGGGCUUACAAGGAGGCUGCGAAGGUUCAGCGUGAAAAUGCAGAAUUCCGUGGAUCGGAAGGAGAACCAAAUGCAGAUGAAGAAGAAGAGGCCGUCACCGAGGAAAGCAACCCCAAUGAGAUGAACUUCUCGAAGCGAUCUACAAACGACCAUUCCUUGGAUCUCAGCGGAAGAAACGGGUAUCAGAUAGUGGACGAAAACGCAAAUAACCAAUCAUUCAUGCCCUUCCAUCGUCAAGGAGCGCGAACGCAGCAAAGCUCUGAUUUCACUCAGCUGCCACACGAUGCGGCUAACCAGGUUUGGCGUCGAAUCGGAGAUUUCGACAACGGUGCGGAACCCUUACAUGCAGUCACUUCAGUUUGUAACCCUUUUAGUCAGCAGACAAAUCCAUACAUGGCAAUGAUGGCAGCACCGUAUCGUUUCCAGAGUACUGUCCCGUACUACACUCCUAUGACUUCUUACAUGAAUACUCCCUUCUACAAUCCCACAUACCCCCAGCAAAACUUCAGCACACCUUGCCAGCGAUAUCGCGAGCGCUUUAUUACUGAUGUAGCCACCACUAUGUUAACCACACUUCUCGACAAAGCAGCCACUUUCGAUUGUUGCCAUGAACAUUGUCCAGACAUGAGCAGUGGAGCUUCGCGCUCUGGGAGUGCGGCUACAAUCCCAGCACUUCAGUCUUCCAGCUUCGACCGCAUGGCUACCUCUGCAAAUGCUACCGGUUUUGCUAGACCAGAAGCGCUUUAUGAAAACUGUGAGCCUGCCUAG